Diceros bicornis minor is the source of this 1788-nucleotide messenger RNA. RefSeq names its product negative elongation factor complex member E (gene NELFE). Lineage: Eukaryota; Metazoa; Chordata; Mammalia; Perissodactyla; Rhinocerotidae. Gene Ontology annotation, cellular component: NELF complex. Gene Ontology annotation, molecular function: RNA binding. The record is from RefSeq and is a predicted model, not a curated record. The transcript is spliced from 10 exons. Gene Ontology annotation, biological process: negative regulation of transcription elongation by RNA polymerase II. The coding region runs from base 320 to 1573 and encodes 417 amino acids.
CUCCGACCUCCUUCUCUCUUCUUACCUUUUUCCUUGCUCUGAGAAUGCUGCUCGGGUUCCACUGCCGCCUCUACCGUUCGGACCCCGCGGUUGCCAUACUAACCCCAGCGGGGGUAGGGGGUUCUGGUGCCAUCGUUUUGGCGACGGAGGGGGUGUUUCUCCCUUCCCGGGCCACGUGGUGCCCCAAGGCGGUGGUGUCCGUGAUUUCUGAAGAGAGGCGGGAAUGCCGGUGAUCCCGACGAACGGCGGCUUGGACAGCAGUCUGGUUUAAGCAAGGGGUAGGGAGAGGCAAAAGACAGGAGUAGGCAGGCCUGGAGGGAUGGGAUUGGGUACAGUGUGGAUGGCGUGUGGACCCUGGGCGGUGACAGUGGAGAAAGAUGUCUUGGGCCCUGCCCCUGAACCAGGAGCCACCAUGUUGGUGAUACCCCCCGGACUGAGCGAGGAGGAGGAGGCUCUGCAGAAGAAAUUCAACAAACUCAAGAAAAAGAAAAAGGCAUUGCUGGCUCUAAAGAAGCAAAGUAGCAGCAGCACAACCAGCCAAGGCGGUGUCAAACGCUCACUGUCAGAGCAGCCUGUGGUGGACACAGCCACGGCAACAGAGCAGGCAAAGCAGCUGGUGAAGUCAGGAGCCAUCAGUGCCAUCAAGGCUGAGACCAAGAACUCGGGCUUCAAACGUUCUCGAACCCUAGAGGGGAAGUUAAAGGACCCUGAGAAGGGGCCAGUCCCCACUUUCCAGCCGUUCCAGAGGAGCAUAUCUGCCGACGAUGAUCUGCAGGAGUCCUCCAGACGUCCCCAGAGGAAAUCUCUGUAUGAGAGCUUUGUGUCUUCCAGUGACCGACUUCGGGAACUGGGACCAGAUGGGGAGGAGGCAGAGGGCCCAGGGGCUGGUGAUGGCCCCCCUCGAAGCUUUGACUGGGGCUAUGAAGAACGUGGUGGUGCCCAUUCCUCAGCCUCCCCUCCCCGAAGCCGCAGCCGGGACCGCAGUCGUGAGCGGAACCGAGACAGAGACCGAGACCGGGAACGGGAUCGAGACAGAGAUCGGGAUCGGGACCGGGACCGGGACCGUGAGCGGGACAGAGACCGUGAUCGAGAUCGGGACAGGGACCGAGACCGAGACAGGGAUCGGGAUCGAGACAGGGAUCGGGAUCGCGACCGAGAGGGCCCUUUCCGCAGGUCGGACUCGUUCCCUGAACGCCGGGCCCCUCGGAAGGGGAAUACUCUGUAUGUGUACGGAGAAGACAUGACACCUGCCCUCCUCCGGGGGGCCUUCUCUCCCUUUGGAAACAUCAUUGACCUCUCCAUGGACCCACCCAGAAACUGUGCCUUCGUCACCUAUGAAAAGAUGGAGUCAGCAGAUCAGGCUGUUGCUGAGCUCAAUGGGACCCAGGUGGAGUCUGUACAGCUCAAAGUCAGCAUCGCCCGCAAACAGCCCAUGCUGGACGCCGCCACUGGCAAGUCUGUCUGGGGCUCCCUCGCUGUCCAGAACAGCCCUAAGGGUUGCCACCGAGACAAGAGGACCCAGAUUGUCUACAGUGAUGACGUCUACAAGGAGAACCUUGUAGAUGGCUUCUAGGGAAUGGAGCUGGAUUCCGUGUGCCUCAUCAGCCCCUACACUGGUCUCAGUAAAACACUGAGGUGGAAGCUCGUCCAUCUCCCUCUGCCUCUGGUUUUUCAGCACUUGGGUUUGGGCUCGAGCCUUUAAAAACGGCUGUUUGUUUUGAUCUCAGUUGUAACAACAUGGCCAGUGCACGUUCCCCACUCCCUCACCCCAAAAGGAUCUUGAACACA